Messenger RNA from Panicum hallii, 1936 nucleotides. Its product is annotated as pectin acetylesterase 12-like. The coding region runs from base 318 to 1556 and encodes 412 amino acids. Gene Ontology annotation, biological process: cell wall organization. The record is from RefSeq and is a predicted model, not a curated record. Gene Ontology annotation, cellular component: plant-type cell wall. The transcript is spliced from 12 exons. NCBI's taxonomy places the organism in Eukaryota, Viridiplantae, Streptophyta, Magnoliopsida, Poales, Poaceae. Gene Ontology annotation, molecular function: pectin acetylesterase activity.
UAGUAAUUCCGUUACCUCACCCUCACUAAAGUCCUUCCCUUCCCUGCUCACUCGCAAUGCGGGAGAUGCUUUAUACUUCCUCACACCUGUAACGCCGCACCAGGCCGCGGCACGCACGCUUCGGCUAGCGCUGCGCUACGCUACAGAAUCUCCAUUUCCAGCCAGCUGCGCCGCGCUUGGCUCUGCUCUGCUCUGCGCUCGCCGCUCUUCUCCGUCUCCUCCCUCCCAGAUCCAUUCUUUCCCGUGCUCACGCUUCCCCUGCGGUGAGACAGAGCAGGGAGAGGCUGGGCGCGGGGUGAGCGGGAGGGCAAAGAACCAUGGCUUCUCGUGUUGUUGCCGUGAUUCUUGCCGUCCUUGCGGGAGCAAGCGCCGCCCAUGGCUCGGAGCCGUGGUGGAACGAGACGCAGGUGUACGGCACCAACGCCAACUCCGGCGGCAGCACCGGCGUCUUCGUUGGCCUGACACUCAUCCAGUCGGCGGCCGCCAAGGGAGCCGUGUGCUUGGAUGGAAGCUUACCGGGUUACCACCUGCACCGAGGGUUUGGAUCAGGAGCAAACAGUUGGCUUGUCAACCUGGAGGGUGGAGGCUGGUGCAAUGAUGUUAGCAGCUGUGUGUUCCGCAAGGGCAGUCGCCGUGGGUCGUCAAAUCACAUGGAGAGGCAGCUCCAGUUUACUGGGAUAAUGAGUAACAGACCUGGGGAGAAUCCUGAUUUCUACAACUGGAACAGAGUGAAGGUCCGGUACUGUGAUGGUGGAUCCUUCACUGGUGAUGGUUCUAAUGCGGCUGCAGGCCUUUAUUUCCGAGGUCAGCGCAUUUGGCAGGCUGCUAUGGAUGACCUGAUGGCCCAAGGAAUGCGUUAUGCUAAUCAGGCCCUUCUUGCUGGAUGCUCUGCUGGUGGUGUUUCUACCAUACUUCACUGUGAUGAAUUCCGUGGGCUGUUUCCAUCAAAUACCAGAGUCAAAUGCCUGGCUGAUGCUGGAAUGUUUCUUGACACUGUUGAUGUUCGGGGUCGUCGGGAAAUGAGAUCCUUCUUCGAUGGCAUUGUGAGAUUGCAGGGUUCUGGAAGAAGUUUGCCUAGGUCUUGCACCACCCACAUGGACAAAACCUCGUGCUUUUUCCCGCAGAAUGUGGUGCCAAACAUCCAGACCCCAACUUUCAUUUUGAACACUGCCUAUGAUGUGUGGCAGCUUCAACAAAGCGUGGCCCCCAAAACCGCUGACCCCCAAGGUCUAUGGUCAAAAUGUAGGACGAACCAUGCCUAUUGUAAUAGCAAUCAACUUCAGUUUUUACAAGGUUUCAGGAACCAAAUGCUUGAUUCUGUGAGGGGUUUCUCUGCAUCAAGGCAAAAUGGCAUGUUCAUCAACUCAUGUUUUGCUCACUGUCAGAGCGAGAGGCAGGAUACAUGGUAUGCAAACAACUCACCACGUCUCGGUAACAAGAGAAUUGCUGAAGCUGUCGGGGACUGGUUCUUGGAGAGGGGAGACGCGAAGUACACUGACUGCGCAUACCCUUGCGAUAACACCUGCCAUCAUCUCGUCUUCAGGGGAGACCAUUAAGACUAAUUAUUCUUUGCCGCCCACGAUUCGGAUGGCGAAAGGAACAUACCCCCAAAGGGUAUAGAAUCAAAAGUUGGAAACAAGGUACAGAUAUAGAGAGGGUGCAGGCGUCCUUGCUUGCUCUUUGUUCGUCACUUGAUCACACGAUAUGAUUGAUAGGGCAGGGGCCUCGCCCGCAAAUGCGAGGAGGUCCCUGCGUUAGCUUCACAUACCAUGAUGUCGAUUCUUUUCCAUUGAACACAUCAUUCAUCAUGUGCCCGAACAUUUAGACCCGAACAUUGAGACCCUAUCAGUGAACUGUAUGUCUGUAUGAAGUUAUAUAUUCAUGUAUGAAACUUGAUAGUAGUAUGGAGGAAAAUUGUGCGCGGAAGUACCACAGA